Molecule: messenger RNA, 1500 nt
Organism: Jatropha curcas
Lineage: Eukaryota; Viridiplantae; Streptophyta; Magnoliopsida; Malpighiales; Euphorbiaceae
Product: myb-like transcription factor family protein
Biological process (GO): response to gibberellin; response to ethylene
Molecular function (GO): DNA binding
Source: RefSeq, a predicted model, not a curated record
AAUUAUGUACAUUGGAUAUAAGGAUAUAGUUUCUCUCUCUCUGUCUCUCUUCCUAAUUUCUCUCUCUCCUGCGACAGCCAGGGGACUUGGAGAAAACAUUGCCAUUUCUCAGGGCCAUGUAAUUCGAAUCCUCUCAGAUCCGGAUCAUAUCAAAUUCCCCACCUAUUUUAUACGAAACCGGAAUCAGCCAUGACUAGGCGGUGCUCGCAUUGCAGCCACAACGGCCACAAUUCGCGGACCUGCCCUAACCGUGGGGUCAAGCUCUUCGGGGUUCGAUUGACCGACGGGUCGAUCCGGAAAAGUGCUAGUAUGGGCAAUUUGAGCCAUUAUACCGGAUCACCUAACCCGGGUGGUGCGCUUGCAUCCGGGUCCAACAACCCCGGAUCACCUGGGGAGACGCCCGAUCAUGGCGCCGCUGCUGAUGGUUACGCUUCUGAGGAUUUCGUUGCUGGGUCUUCUUCCAGCCGUGAGCGAAAGAAAGGUGUUCCAUGGACUGAAGAGGAACAUAGGAUGUUUCUUCUUGGUUUGCAGAAGCUUGGGAAAGGUGAUUGGCGAGGAAUUGCGCGCAAUUAUGUUAUAUCAAGGACGCCUACUCAGGUGGCCAGUCAUGCGCAGAAGUAUUUCAUCAGGCAAAGCAAUGUCUCGAGGAGGAAAAGGCGGUCCAGUCUGUUUGAUAUUGUUGCUGAUGAACCAGUUGACACUCCAAUGAUAUCACAAGACUUCUUGUCUGCCAACCAUCCCCAGACUGAAACACAAAUCGAUGAUCCGAAUCCGUUGCCUGCUCCUCCUCCAUUGGAUGAAGAAUGUGAAUCAAUGGAUUCUACAAACUCCAAUGAGACAGAUGCUGCUCCUCCAAAGCCAGAUAGUUCACAGUCAGUUUACCCAGUUAUAUACCCAGCUUAUAUCCCACCAUUCUUCCCAUUUUCUUUUCCACUGUGGUCAGCAUACAAUGCGGAGCCAAGUAAGAAGGAGGAGACUCACGAGGUUCUCAAGCCAACAGCAGUACAUUCAAAAAGCCCAAUCAACGUUGAUGAGCUGGUUGGCAUGUCAAAACUAAGUUUAGGAGACUCUAUUGGCCCCUCGUCUCUUUCCUUGAAAUUGCUUGAAGGGUCUUCAAGACAAUCUGCUUUUCAUGCUAAUCCAGCCUCUAACGAUUCAAACAUGAACUCAAACGGCAGCCCAAUCCAUGCAGUUUAAAGGAAGCCUUUUUUGCAGGCAUGGGAUUUGUAGGUUAGCUCAGUGCUGAUGAGCUUCAUAGUUACUGUUUAUACAAGACAAUAAUGUCAAUGUGCAGUCUGUCUUGGGUUAAUUUGCAUAUUCGUUUGUGGGAUCGUUUAAUAAAUUUUAUUUCUUUUUAAUUUCAUCUUUUUCCAAAGAAUCAGUAGUUUGUUUUAGAUGGUAACUUGGUGUAGGCUGUAGGAGCUUGUCAGAAAUUAUUUGAAUCUUUAACAUUUAUAUUAAUUUGAGGAGGGUUGUUACUCUCUCUGUUUUUUCGAGGAA